Messenger RNA from Bolinopsis microptera, 1363 nucleotides. RefSeq names its product protoheme IX farnesyltransferase, mitochondrial-like. Bases 1 to 1299 code for a protein of 432 amino acids. Gene Ontology annotation, molecular function: protoheme IX farnesyltransferase activity. The transcript has a single exon. Lineage: Eukaryota; Metazoa; Ctenophora; Tentaculata; Lobata; Bolinopsidae. The record is from RefSeq and is a predicted model, not a curated record. Gene Ontology annotation, biological process: heme A biosynthetic process. Gene Ontology annotation, cellular component: mitochondrion; mitochondrial membrane.
AUGAUUGUUCGGCGAUGUUUGGUGACCCCUCGGCAGAUACCCUACUCUUGUCUCUAUAACUCCAACACAUCCAAACCUAAACUUUACACCAAUCACCAUGAUAUAACGUAUCAAGAAGGUGCUACAAGCGCUAAAGAAGGUGCUACAAGUGCUAAAGAUGGUGCUAAAGGAGCUGAAGAAGCGAUAAAUCUCAGUCAAAUCUUAAGAAAAAUUCAGAGAGACGUGAAGGUGAACCCAGAGGACACCAAGAAAAAUGCGCUCACCUCAAGUUACUGGUUCGAAAGGAAUGUCAAAGCAUCAGAGCUACACACCAUAUAUUUACAGUUAUCUAAAUCAAGACUGACAUCAUUGGUAGUGAUGACCGCUAUGGCUGGGUUCGCGUUCAACCCAGUUUCUGGAACUUUAGCCUCAUUCGCUGCACUCUCUGCGGGAACAUUCCUGUGUUCUGCGGCUGCUAAUGCGUGUAAUCAGGUGAUGGAAGCGCCGUUUGAUGCGCAGAUGGACCGGUGUAAGCAGAGGGUGAUGGUGCGGCACUUGGUGUCCCCGCUGCACUGUCUAACAUUUAGCGCUACCAGCGCUGUGUUGGGUACCAGUAUGUUGUAUUACUGUGUCAACCCACUGACUGCAGCACUUGGUUUAGCUAACAUUGUUCUGUAUGCUGGUGUGUACACCACUAUGAAGAGAUACACUAUAGCUAAUACCUGGGUGGGCUCUAUUGUCGGUGCUAUACCCCCUGCAAUGGGAUGGGCAGCUGCAAGUGGGACGCUAGACUCCGGCGCGUUGGCCCUCUGCGCACUAAUAUACUUCUGGCAGUUUCCUCAUUUCAACAGUUUGAGUUUCAACGUCCGUCAAGACUACUGUCGUGCGGGAUACAACAUGAUGAGCGUUACAGACGUAGCGCUGAACGCACGUGUCUCACUGCGCAACACCGCCGCGCUCAUCCCUCUCUGUAUGGCUAUCCCCUUCACCGGCAUCUCACACUGCUCCUUCUCAUUCUACAGUGUGGUUGUGAACACGUACUUUACGUAUCUAGCCUGGAACUUCUACAAGUCUCCCAACAAACAAACUGCAAGGGAACUGUUCAGAUUCAGUUUGGUGUAUUUACCCAUUUUGUUUGGUUUCCUGGCGAUUGGGUAUGCGUUUAAGGAGAGGACAGCAACAUCGGAGGAGAAACAUCAUAGUGAUAAGCAUUAUAUGAAGGAUCUGUGCCCCAGUAGUGUUUUACCAGCUUCUGCAGAUCAGUUGUGCCCUGUUUCUCAUAAAGCUAGCUCUGGUAAUGUUAGCAGUGCACCUUCUUGAUGGAGUAGAAUAGUAGGGCAAUUUGGGGAUCACGUGACCUACCUAUUUCUCCCGUGUCACCUAA